Coregonus clupeaformis (lake whitefish) is the source of this 2297-nucleotide messenger RNA. RefSeq names its product lysophosphatidylcholine acyltransferase 4 (gene lpcat4). The record is from RefSeq and is a predicted model, not a curated record. Gene Ontology annotation, biological process: phosphatidylcholine acyl-chain remodeling. Gene Ontology annotation, molecular function: 1-acylglycerophosphocholine O-acyltransferase activity. Gene Ontology annotation, cellular component: endoplasmic reticulum. The transcript has 13 exons. NCBI's taxonomy places the organism in Eukaryota, Metazoa, Chordata, Actinopteri, Salmoniformes, Salmonidae. Bases 393 to 1979 code for a protein of 528 amino acids.
GGACGCUAGCGCACCUUUCUUAUAAAGUUCAUUGUUUUGGAGUACAAUAAGUCAACGUUUGGUAAUUUGUUUUUACAGUUUUGAACGGGUUCACAUCUUCGUUUUCACUUGGCUAGUUUUAAUUUUGAACUUGUCUUUAUUAAUUUUUUAUCCAACCAGCUUUCGCACUCGAUCUCCUGUCCUUCGCACUGGCAUUCUCUCUCUGUAUCUUGAUCCAUUUUGAGAGAGACACUUUUGAGAUAACAGGUUUUACGCAAAGCAAAACAGUUGCAGUGAAAUUAAACUUUCGACGCACCGGCAUAUUUCUUACCAUUCAGUGAAUACUUCGCACAACAAACUUGAAAGGGUUAUUUUUAAAUCUAUUUUGGUCUGUCAAGGCUUGCCUAGUCGCCAUGGAGAGGCGGAACAGUCACCAAGCAACGUCUGAUUACCCACACCCAUUUGUGCACAAGUUGAAACUGACCAGGGCGCAGAGAAUAAGGGGCAUGGUGUUGGGCUCCAUCCUGUUCCCCAUACGAUUCUUUCUGGCUGCCCUCUGCUUCCUGAUCAUGUGGCCAAUUGCCCGGCUCCGAUUGGCUGGCCUCUCAGAGGAAGAACGGUCCCGGCCAGUAACGACUGGGUGGAGGAGAUGGUUACUACACCCCAUCAUCCGUUUCCUUAGCCGGGCAGUGUUUUUCUUCCUGGGGUUCAUCUGGGUCCGGGUCAAAGGUCGUAGGGCGGGGCAUAAGGAGGCUCCUGUGCUGGCGGUGGCGCCGCACAGUAGCUUCCUGGAUAUGUUGGUGCUGCCGGAAACUCAGCUGGCUACGGUGGUGUCUAGAUCGGAAAACCAAAGCAUUCCUGUUAUAGGGGCCCUCCUGGAGUUUAACCAGUCAGUGUUGGUAAACAGGAAGAAUCCAGAGUCCAGGAAACAGGCUGUCGUUCAGAUCAAAGAGAGGCUCACCUCCAAUGGCUACUGGCCGCAGAUGCUGAUGUUCCCAGAAGGCACCACUACAAACGGCACCGUUCUCAUAAAGUUCAAACCUGGUGCCUUCCUGGCUGGAGUCCCAGUCCAACCAGUUCUGCUGCACUACCCCAACAAACUGGAUACUGUACGCUGGACCCACACGGGAACUACCUGGGUUGAGGCAUUGUGGCACACCUGCUCUCAGUUCUACACUAACGUUACUAUUGAGUACCUGCCAGUAUACACCCCCUCCCAGAAGGAGAAGGAUGACCCUAAUCUGUAUGCAGACAAUGUCCAGAAACUCAUGGCCAAGGCCCUGGGCAUCCCAGCUACAGACCAUGUGAUGGAGGGGCGUGUUCUUACCAGAAAACUGGGGGGGCUCUCCCUCCCCCUAGAACCGCCUGCCAGAGAAACUCUCUCACUGCUGCACAAAGACGGUCUCCGUGAGUCUGAGGUGGAGGCAGCACUGAGUAACAUGAUUGACAGGUGUCAGUCAGAACAGGGUUGGAGGGCUGGUGUGGAUGAGCUGGCCCCUCUCCUGGGACUGACAGACAGACAGACUGCUGCUAAGAUCUGUGGACUCUACUCCAAGGAUGACAUGGUGGACCUCAGACAGAUCUAUCUAAGUGUGACAUCAGUCUCUGGCCUUCUGGGCUUUAAGUCCCUCCUUCAAACUGCAUUCACUCUGUAUGACCGAGAGUGUAGUGGCAGUCUGACUGCAGUGGACGUGUCUGACCUGAUGGGGGCGCUAGUGGGGAGUCCUCAGUACCACACAGAGGAACUGUACACCGAACUGUCCAGGAGAGGAGCGCCCACCGAACAAGACCUGUUCAGAGUGCUGACCACCCACCCCACCUAUCAGAAACUGAUCAGCGAGUACUUCACACCUGAGGGGGCGGAGUCCACACCACCACCCUCUCUGACCAAAGGGAAAUUGGGGAACAACAAUGAAGGAUCACCUAGCGACAACGGAACGGCUUUGUCUUACAAAACGGCUGAUAACGGCUCUCCUCUGCCCAGUAAGAAAGACGACUGACUGAAGGACCUCUGAAGCAUAGUGAUAUAAUUCCUAGAACGGACUGGGCAGUUAUUACAGAUUCAUCUAUAUGGAUGGGCUUACUCUUAAAAUGGCUGCCUGUUCAACAGUGACUUGAAUGGGGAUACCCCUUCUAGAAAUUCUAUUUCUAUGGGGCUUACAGCGUUUUGAGAAAUUGAGGAAAAAACUAAGGCAGCUCAACAGUAUCUCUUUAAGAAAUCAAAGGGAAUUACUCAUAGUAAGCUAGUGUGUUUGUGUGUCAGAUGGGUUAUAUAGUUGAAGUCGGAAGUUUACAUACACCUAAGCCAAAUACAUUUA